AUGACAAGUACUACAGCUGUCAUCGAUAUUAGUGGUCACCUCCAUGGUCUCAGGAUUUUAAAACAGGAUUUUAUAAAAAUAAGAAAAGAUCUUUUAGAUUAUGGUUCAACAACACCUAAUCGAUUGGGUGUGAACUCAUCUCAAGAUACAAUACAAAAGACGAGUAGUACUCCUCCAGGUAGUACAACACCUGACGCGGGUCGAAGCACUACUACAGGACUGACAACAUCUCUUUCAUCAGUACCACCCCCUUUGACAUCCUCUUCAUCAACUUAUCCUCUUCAAAUCACUUCAAAUGACAGUUGUUCAGUAAGUUUGGAUUUGGAACAAUCAUACUUUAUCAAUGGUGGUUUACUGACUGGAACCGUUCAUCUAUCAUUCUAUCAACGACAAUAUCUUCACAACAUUCAAAUACAAUUGGGUGGUUUUGAAAAGGUCUAUGCACACAUUCUUGGCAGUGAUCUACACGACCACACCGACAAGAACAAUCAACAUUACACAUUACCAUUCUUUUCAGAGUCAUAUCAGGUCUAUCCCUCAACCGACAAUUCAUCAUCAUCGUUGGACCAUGGUGAUUCUCGAGAAAGUUCAAAUGCAAAUACAAAUGAUAUAAAUGAUAUAAAUAAUAAUAAUAAUAAUGAAAAUGGUGAUGGUAACUCUGCAUCUUCUUCAUCACCUCCUCAACAACAACAACAACAAAAAUCACCAGUUAUAUUAAAGGUUUCACCAAGAGUGUUAUCUCCUCUACCACAGUCACCUCCACUAUCACCAAAUCAAUCGCCAAUCAACUUUUCACUCUUUUUACAUUACCAACAAAUGCAACAACAACAACAUCAUCAUCAACAACAAGAUGGUAAUAAUCCAUCAAUAUCAACUUCACCACAUUUUGUGGAACUUAAAGCAGGCACCUAUUCUUUUCCAUUUUCAAUACAGUUGCCAAGUUUUUUGGCACCGUCGGUCAACUAUAUCGAGUUUCUAUCGAUAUUUUACAUUGCAAAGUGCGUGGUAGAGUAUAGCAAGGGGUCGGGGUGGAAGGAGAAUACGAUUGCCCGUACGACCGAGUUUUUUGUCCGAGGUAUUGGAAACAACCACUCGGAUCUGACACUGGCCAACAGUCCCGCCGUAGGACGAGUGUCACGGUUCUUGUGGGGGUUCAAGGCCAGCCCAGUCGAGAUGGCAGUUACUCUACGCCACAAAAAUUGUUUUAUUGGUGAGCGAGCCGUCCUAACCGUUGAAAUUCGCAAUCCAACCUCCAAUCCACUCUCAACACUCUACGUUGACUUGGUACAACGUAUAGAUCUUCGUGUACCCCUCUCUAUUCAACUCAGUGGUCAAAACAACAAUAGUAGUAGUAAUAACAAUCAUCAACUCUAUCUUGAUUAUUUGAGUAAUAACUUUUCAACAACUUAUUCCAACAACAAUAAUAAUAAUAAUAGUAAUGGAUCAAAUGGAUCAAAUGGAUCAAAUGGAUCAAAUGGAUCAAAUGGUUCAUCAUCUUCUCAACAUCAACAACAACAACAACAACAACAAUUUAAUUUAUCAAAUUUUUAUGGAGGACAAUAUACCAAACAACAAUUAGUUAAAACAAAGAUGCUUUCACAAAGCUUUGAUCUUAAAAAGGUGUCUAGUGAUGGUCAAACACUAUCAACUCGAAUACAAAUAUCUAUUCCCCAACUUGUCGAAGAUGAUCAAGUCUAUCCAACCACCCGUGGUCAUUUAUCAACCAUCAAACAUUAUUUCAUCAUCUCUGUACCCUCUAUCAAACUAGAGGUUAAAAUUCCAGUCACUCUUUGGUCAAAAGUUCAAAAUGAUCAUUUAAUUAUUCAACAAUUAAUUCAACAACAAAUUAAUUUAAAACAACAACAACAACAAGUUCCAAAUAAUAAUAUUAGUAAUAGUAGUGGUAAUAGUAUUAGAAAUAGUAAUAAUAAUAGUUUAAAUAAUAGUGGAACGAAUAUUAUUAAUAUAUUAUGGAUGCCAUCUUGGAAGGAUGAAAAUAAUCAAAAAAAUUGUAAUCUAUGUGAUGAAAAUUUUAGUUUAAUUAAUAGAAUGCAUCAUUGUAGAUCAUGUGGAAAUGUAUUUUGUGGAAAAUGUACAACACAUAAAAUUGCAUUGAAAAAGUUUGGGUUAAAAGAAGCUGUUAGAAUUUGUGUCAUGUGUUUUGAAGAAAUUAUGGAAAAGGAAGAUCCUCCUAAACGUUACAAAUCACAUCUUAUCCAAUACUAG
Messenger RNA from Cavenderia fasciculata, 2226 nucleotides. RefSeq names its product FYVE-type zinc finger-containing protein (gene adcD). Gene Ontology annotation, molecular function: metal ion binding. The coding region runs from base 1 to 2226 and encodes 741 amino acids. NCBI's taxonomy places the organism in Eukaryota, Evosea, Eumycetozoa, Acytosteliales, Cavenderiaceae. The transcript is spliced from 5 exons. The record is from RefSeq and is a predicted model, not a curated record.